Messenger RNA from Schizosaccharomyces japonicus yFS275, 1405 nucleotides. Its product is annotated as chorismate synthase. Lineage: Eukaryota; Fungi; Ascomycota; Schizosaccharomycetes; Schizosaccharomycetales; Schizosaccharomycetaceae. Gene Ontology annotation, molecular function: riboflavin reductase (NADPH) activity; chorismate synthase activity. Gene Ontology annotation, cellular component: cytoplasm. The record is from RefSeq and is a predicted model, not a curated record. The transcript has a single exon. The coding region runs from base 137 to 1303 and encodes 388 amino acids. Gene Ontology annotation, biological process: chorismate biosynthetic process; aromatic amino acid biosynthetic process.
CUUCACUCUCACUUCUUCUCUCGCCAAUCAGGUUCUGUGCGUUUGUUUUGUGUCUCCACUUGCUACCGCUACCACUACCACCACCCUAGUACCCUUCUUUUAAAGCUUUCCCCAUAGCUCCCACCACCGAAAAAAAAUGUCGUCGUUUGGUACCCUCUUCCGUGUCUCUACGUACGGUGAGUCGCAUUGUAAGAGUGUUGGCUGUAUCGUCGAGGGCUGCCCUCCCGGUUUGCAGCUUACUGAAGCAGAUGUUCAAGUGCAGCUUUCUCGUCGUCGUCCCGGUCAGUCGAAUUUGACGACCCCUCGUAAUGAAAAGGACAAGGUUCAAAUCCAAAGUGGCACCGAAUUUGGUGUUACACUCGGUACGCCUAUUGGAAUGCUCGUCCAAAACUUGGACCAACGUCCCCAUGACUAUUCGGACAUGGACAACUUUCCUCGUCCUUCUCACGCCGAUUACACGUACUUGGAGAAGUACGGUGUGAAGGCCUCUUCUGGUGGCGGCCGUUCCAGUGCUCGUGAGACCAUUGGCCGUGUUGCCGCUGGUGCCAUUGCUGAAAAGUAUUUGCUGGAGGCUUACGGUGUGGAAAUCGUGGCUUUUGUUUCCAGCGUGGGCAACAUUUCGAUGCCCUUGAAGCAUGCCUGUGCCGAUGUGGAGGACCCCGAGUCCCCCAUCACCGCCGAGGUGCUUGAGUUCUUGCAAAACGUUACCCGCGAGCAAGUCGAUGCUACGACAGUUCGCUGUCCAGACCCUUCCGUGUCUCAGAAGAUGGCCGACCGUAUCGCUCGUGCCCGUGACAAUCACGACUCCAUCGGUGGCACGGUCACUUGUGUCAUUCGCAACGUGCCCAUCGGUCUCGGUGAGCCUUGUUUCGACAAGCUUGAGGCUAAACUGGCCCAUGCUAUGUUGAGCAUUCCUGCCACCAAGUCUUUCGAGAUCGGUUCCGGUGUUGAAGGAUGCAAGGUGCCUGGUUCCAAGCACAACGACUCCUUCUAUCGCAAGCCGAACGGAAAGCUCGGUACUAAGACCAACAACAGUGGUGGUGUCCAGGGUGGUAUUUCCAACGGUGAGAACAUUUACUUCACCGUCGGUUUCAAGUCUCCCGCGACCAUCGGCAAGGAGCAGCCCACCAGUCGUUAUGACGGCACUGACGGUGUUUUGGCUGCCAAGGGUCGUCAUGACCCUUGCGUUGUUCCUCGUGCCAUUCCCAUUGUCGAGGCUAUGGCUGCUCUUGUUAUCAUGGAUGCCACUAUGAUUCAACAGAGCCGUGCUACUGCUCGCAGUCUUUUGCCAACUGCACAGUAAGGGAGGUUAGGGAGUUAGAAGAGCGCGAAUACUGAAUCAUAAUAGAGAUUUUUUUGACAAGAAAACAGAGGAACAGAGGGACCGGUUGGAGAGAACACAGAG